AUGACCGAAAGCCCCGCGACCAAGCUAGUCAACGGAGAUGAGUGUCCGCGUGUAAAGAACGGACUGAAGGCGGAGAGAAACGGCUUGGAAAAGAGCCUCCACCGCUGCCAUGAGCGGCAGCCCAAGCACCACUGCCACCCCGAGGAGGAGGAGGUCCAUGCAGCAUCACAUGGUGGCCUGUACAGCCGGCCCUUCAUUGAGUCUUUCGAGGAGACGCCCAUGCUGGUGGCAGUGUUCACCUACAUGAGCUACGGCAUUCUGACCAUCUUCGGCUACCUCCGCGACUUUCUCCGUCACUGGAAGAUCGAAAGGUGCAACAUCGCCAGGGAGAAGGAGGAACAGAAGGACUUUGUGCCGCUCUACCAGGAUUUUGAGAACUUUUACAACAGAAACAUCUACAUGCGUAUAAGAGACAGCUGGAACAGGCCCUUAUGUAGCGUCCCGGGGGCCAAAAUGGACCUGCUGGAACAAGUCACCUACGACUACAACUGGACUUUUCAUUACACAGGUCGGGUGAUGCAGGAUGUGAUUAACUUGGGCUCGUAUAAUUACCUCGGCUUCGCUGACAACACCGGUCCGUGUGCUGACUCCGCAGCCGAGGCCACCAUGAAGUACGGCGUCGGAGUUGCAAGCACCAGGCAGGAGAUUGGUAACCUGGACAGACACGAGGAGAUGGAGAAACUGGUGGCUAAGUUCCUGGGGGUGGAGUCAGCCAUGACGUUUGGGAUGGGGUUUGCGACCAACUCCAUGAACAUACCGGCACUGUCUGGCAAGGGCUGUCUGAUUCUGAGUGAUGAACUGAACCAUGCCUCUCUGGUCCUGGGUGCCAGACUCUCCGGGUCCACCAUCAGAGUCUUCAAACACAACAAUAUGCAGAGCCUUGAGAAACUGCUGAGAGAGGCCAUCAUUCACGGGCAGCCCAGGACUCACCGACCGUGGAAGAAGAUCCUCAUUGUGGUAGAGGGCAUUUACAGCAUGGAGGGAAGUGUAGUGCGCCUGCCAGAAGUGAUUGCCCUGAAGAAGCGCUACCGGGCCUACCUUUACCUGGACGAGGCCCACAGCAUAGGGGCACUGGGGCCGAGAGGGAGAGGCGUGGUCGAUUACUUUGGCCUAGACCCCUGUGAUGUGGACGUCAUGAUGGGCACAUUUACCAAGAGCUUCGGCGCUGCAGGGGGAUACAUCGCAGGAAAAAGGGAGCUUAUUGAGUACCUGCGCUCCCAUUCCCACAGUGCGGUCUACGCCACCUCCAUGUCUCCUCCGGUGAUGGAGCAAAUCAUCACUUCUAUGAAGUGCAUUAUGGGAGAGGAUGGCACAACAGUGGGCUGUGAACGUGUGCAACAGCUGGCAAAGAACACAGUCUAUUUCCGCAAGAGGCUUCGAGAAAUGGGCUUCAUCAUCUACGGCAACGAGGGCUCACCUGUCGUACCCAUGAUGCUCUACAUGCCCGCCAAGAUAGGAGCGUUUGCCAGGGAGAUGUUGAAGAGGAACAUCGGGGUGGUGGGCGUUGGCUUCCCCGCUACACCCAUCAUCGAGUCCCGGGCACGCUUCUGCAUCUCAGCCGCCCACACAAAAGAUGUGCUCGACACGGCGCUGAGUGUCAUCAGUGAGGUAGGAGACCUUCUUCAGCUCAAGUAUUCCCGACGCAAAAUACAGCCGUCUUUGGCCCGGCCCUUUGACGAUGAUGUGUAUGAGGACAUUGACGACUGAUGAACCACUCCGCUCCUAAAGUGGCGUGAACCAGAACAACCCCAGAAAAAAAUAGAACCGGUCAAGAUGGAUUCACAAGUCUUCCACAAGGACCGAGAUGUGCACAGGUGCCCCUUGUCACUCGCUUGCCAUAAUGUAACCCCCCCCCCCAACAAAAGGAAAACACGUAAAACUAUUGUCUUAUUCAACUUUGCCUUACAUAACCAUGCCGAACUUGGUGGUGCACUGAAACACCACACUUCUCUGUGUGUGUGUGUGUGUGUGUGUGUGUGUGUGUGUGUGUGUGUGUGUGUGUGUGUGUGUGUGUGUGUGUGUGUGUGUGUGUGUGUGUGUGUGUGUGUGUGUGUGUGUGUGUGUGUGUGUGUAAAGUGAACUUCAUCGGGGUAAAGUUAGAUUACUUUCAAACAUGAAUCAGAAGGCUUGUUCUUUCAUCAGUACCGUUCAGAUCAGUGAUCACUGCCAUAGGCUGAUAGCAGAAAGCACUGGAUGUUGCAAUGUUUACACAAGGCCGUGUGAGUGCCCAGAUUUCAUUCCUGUUUGUUUGUUAGCAAGAUAUCGUACCAAGUAAAAUGGAUUUUAAGGAUUAUGUAAAUAAUGAUCCAGAUCUGGACUGCCGUUGGACGACUAUAGCAUUACAGUUUACUCUAUUAAAGGUCCCAUGGCAUGAAAAUUU
Molecule: messenger RNA, 2380 nt
Organism: Perca fluviatilis (European perch)
Lineage: Eukaryota; Metazoa; Chordata; Actinopteri; Perciformes; Percidae
Product: serine palmitoyltransferase 2-like
Exons: 12
Coding region: 1-1707 (568 amino acids)
Biological process (GO): ceramide biosynthetic process; sphingosine biosynthetic process
Cellular component (GO): serine palmitoyltransferase complex
Molecular function (GO): serine C-palmitoyltransferase activity; pyridoxal phosphate binding
Source: RefSeq, a predicted model, not a curated record